Geodia barretti is the source of this 799-nucleotide messenger RNA. NCBI's taxonomy places the organism in Eukaryota, Metazoa, Porifera, Demospongiae, Tetractinellida, Geodiidae. The record is from the annotation of a GenBank genome assembly.
CCACCUCUCUUCGCACAGUAUCCACAGAUAGAAAGCUAAGUACAUUAAUUUGACCAUCCCGAUCUUUUGUAUGAUCACGCGUCACCACUGUGAUCUGAUUUGACCUGGUUGGCAUGUUCAUCACUCCACCUCCACAGUAUCUGAUAUAUAUGGAGACCGACCUGUUUAAUGGACCCUUCUUCCCUCUGUUGUAUGUGUGGCUAGAGAAUGAACUGGAUGAUGAGGAGGACCAUGUGGAUCCCCAUGGAGACCAAUACAUCCAACAGCUAGCUAUGAAGCUGGGAGGGGGAGGAGGAGGAGGAGAAAGUGAGUCAGACGACUCUGAGAUGGCCCAGACUCUGACCGAGAUAGACUAUGAGACAGUCAUUGAUGACGAGGACGUCGUGGACGAGUUCUUGCUCUUCAAAAACACACUCCACACUCUGUCGCAGCAGGAUCCAGAGUGGUACUCUCUACUGACCAGUCGGUUGUCUCCGGAGCAGACGGUUCAGGUCCAAGAGUUCCUCGCCAUUGCCGACAAGAGAGUCGCUGCCAGACAGUCUCGAGCCAUAGAGCAGCAGGGAGGCUACCAGUUCAACAUCAGUGUUGUACCCAACACAUUUGCAUUCGGAGCCGAAGGUCCACCUUCUAACUCAUUUGGUGGACAGUCCUAGCAUUUUGUUAUGAUUAUUAUAUACCCCGGGUCUAAUAAUAUUCAUAGUACCACAAUGUUCUGUUUUGUGCUUUUUGUAUUAUAAUUAUUUUGUGCCUUGCAGUAGUUUCAAAGGGUAUAUACGGGAGUGUUUUGUUGGCUUGUACA